AUGGAAUGUUGCCCGGAUGGUGAUGACGACGACGCCGAUAAGCCAACUUUGUCUGCUGAAGCCAUUGCUGCGCUGGCGGAAUUUUAUGCCGAGAAAAAUGGACUCACUGGAACUACAAUUGAUGAGGACUGGCAGUUAAGCCAAUUCUGGUAUACAGAAGAAACGGCCAUAAAACUUGCCGAAGAAUGCGCAUCUGCUGUUGAUUGUGGCGGAAGAAUUGCCUGUGUCUCAUGCCCCACACUUGUCGAUUACCUUUUGCGAAAUGAGCGAGUAACCUCAGGGCAUGUUACGAUCAGGCUGUUCGAAUAUGAUCGACGAUUUUUGUCAAAAUUUCCGGAAGAAUUUGUUUUUUAUGACUACAACGAACCAUUGAAAAUUCAAGAAGAUUGUCGAAACGCGUUUGAUUUGGUUGUAAUUGAUCCGCCGUUUUUAUCCGAUGAAUGCCUUGUUAAAAUGGCACAAACAGUGCGAAUGCUCGCCACCGGUUGCCAGUCAAAACUGCUUAUUUGUACAGGAGUGGCUAUGACUGAUCUAGUUAAGCGAUUAUUUGGCGCUCACAAAUGCAACUUUGAGCCAAAGCAUCAACACAACCUGGCCAAUGAAUUCGCUUGCUUCGCCAAUUAUGAGACUCGGUUUUUGUGA
Messenger RNA from Gongylonema pulchrum, 642 nucleotides. The record is from the annotation of a GenBank genome assembly. Lineage: Eukaryota; Metazoa; Nematoda; Chromadorea; Rhabditida; Gongylonematidae.